AUGCUGCAGCGCUGCGCCGCCAGUCAUUUGCGCCGCUUCAGUGCGGUCGCCACUGACCUCCCGCUGUCCCCAGCCGGUCUUAGUCCACGCGGACAGGCGGACCGCAUUCCAGAGGACGUUGUGCUGGCGCUGGAUAAGUUUAUCGUGGGCCAAGAGGACGCCAAGAAGGCCGUUGCGGUCGCACUGCGCUCGCGCUGGCGCCGUCAGCAGCUCACGAACGACGCGCUGCGGACGGAAGUGUCGCCCAUGAACAUCCUCAUGAGCGGCCCUACUGGAUCGGGAAAGACAGAGAUCGUGCGACGGCUGGCGAAGAUCUCGGGCUCGCCGUUUCUCAAGGUGGAGGCCACGAAGUUCACUGAAGUCGGUAUCUACGGCGCCAAUGCCGACUCGAUGAUCAAGGACCUCGUGGACGUUGCUGUGAAUAUGGAGAGGGCCGAAGCGCAGCGCCUGCACGCUGCAGCAGCGCGCGACCGCGCAGUUGAUCGACUGGUGGACCUGCUGGACCGCGAAAAGCUCCGUGACAGCUCGCGUGCCGAGCUCCGCGAGGACAUUGUCGCUGGUCGAGCGGACUCGCGCACAGUGCGGCUGGAACUCAAGCCGCUGGCGAGCAAAGCGCGUCCGGCAGUGGCGAACCAGGACAUGAUGAUGGAGUUUCCGCCCGAGUUGAACAACAUGAUGAAGCAUCUCGACACGCUCAUGGCGUCGCGUUUUAGUGGUGGUGCCAGCAAGAGACAAGACAAGACACAGAGCAUGACGGUGAAAGAAGCGCUGCCUCGCCUCGAAGCUGAGGAGAUGGACGCGAUCGUUGAUGACGACGAGGUGGUCAAGCGGGCGUUGGAGAAUGCACAGCACAACGGCAUUGUGUGCUUGGACGAGAUUGACAAACUUGCUAGUGCUGGCGACCAGGCGCGCGGAGGAGAAAACGGCGGGAGCUACCGUAAGGGCGAAGGUGUGCAAAAGGAGCUUCUGGCGCUGACAGAAGGCUGCGCCGUGAACACUCGCUAUGGACUUGUGUACACGGACCACAUUCUGUUUAUUGCAAGUGGUGCGUUCCACCGCGCAAAGCCGUCGGAUUUGAUGCCUGAGUUGCAAGGUCGCUUGCCGAUUCGCGUGGCGCUCUCGCCCUUGGGGGCUGCCGAGUUUGAGCAGAUCUUGCGAGACACGGAAUACAACUUGCUGGAGCAAACGAGUGCAUUGAUGGAGACAGAAGGCGUGACGCUUACAUUUACUGACGACGCCAUCAGCGAGAUCGCGUCUAUCGCAGAGCAAGUGAACGCACAGGGGGACAACAUCGGUGCUCGUCGCUUGGCGACUAUCAUCAGCAAGAUCACGGAAGAAGUGUCGUUCCACGCUCCGAAGAUGAACGGUGUGGCGUUCACGGUCGACAAGAAGUACGUGCAGCAGCGUCUUUCCAACGUGCUCGAGCGCACGGAUCUUUCCAAGUUUAUUCUCUAG
Messenger RNA from Hyaloperonospora brassicae, 1455 nucleotides. NCBI's taxonomy places the organism in Eukaryota, Oomycota, Peronosporomycetes, Peronosporales, Peronosporaceae. The record is from the annotation of a GenBank genome assembly.